Messenger RNA from Schistocerca americana (American grasshopper), 5989 nucleotides. It is a transcript of the gene Ptp69D, whose product is annotated as tyrosine-protein phosphatase 69D. The transcript has 26 exons. Gene Ontology annotation, molecular function: protein binding; protein tyrosine phosphatase activity. The coding region runs from base 200 to 4408 and encodes 1402 amino acids. The record is from RefSeq and is a predicted model, not a curated record. Lineage: Eukaryota; Metazoa; Arthropoda; Insecta; Orthoptera; Acrididae. Gene Ontology annotation, biological process: protein dephosphorylation.
GUUGUGUGAUUGUCAUGAAGUUGUCAGUGGUGUAUUAAAUUAACGUUUUCUGAGUGACAGUGGUCUAGUAACUGAAAUAUUUACUGAUGGGUGCUGAUUAGGGAUUUGUUGAGAAGAAAAUGAAAUGGAAUGUUGCUUAAAAUGACUUGCGCUUGGAAAUAACAGCGGAAGAUUCAUUUGAGACUGCCGGUGUGACGCCAUGACUGAGAACCCAACCCCUGUUUUGCAGAAUUUGUUUGGAAUACUUGUUUACAUAUUCACAGUGACUGUGCUGCCUGCAUGUGCCGAAGAUUUAAAGAAGGUUGAAAUUACUGAUAUACAAUUAACUUCCAAACGGGUUAGUGCUUGUGACAAUGCAACGUUCUUAUGCAAGGUGCAUCCCUCAAACAGCAGUGUAUGGUGGGAAUUUGAAGAUGUUAACAUCAGCAUUUCAGAUGAUAGACAUAUUGUUGAUAGAGUUGAAGAUGAGUCCAGACUGACAGUAAUUUGCGUCAAUAUGAGUGAUGCCGGCAACUACACAUGUUUUGCAUCAGCAGGAGAGGAUGAGGUGUCUCAAGCUAUAUAUUUAAAUGUUACAAUGCCCGUUGUAGUUUUUCCUGGAGGAUCAGGACGUAUUAAUGUGACUAGUUCAGGGAAUGUAUCGUGCAUUUUCUGUGGCUAUCCUAUGACCGAUUUCAGAUGGUUCAGAAUGGAUGAAACAUCAUAUGCUGAAAUGGAACAGUUUUCUGUAAACUCUAUUAACUAUACAUGCACGGAAACAAUACUAGAGUUUGAAUCAGUGACAAGAAAAGACAAUGGUACAUACAAGUGUAUGGCAUUGGGUCCGCAGGGUGAUGUCAGUGGCAAUGUUACUUUGUUUGUACUUGAGAAGCCACAGGUGAACAUUGACUUUGUUAAAGCGGUAGGAGCACGUCGAAUCUUUUUGAACUGGACAGUUAAUGAUGGGAAUGAGCCUGUAGAGGAAUAUUUCAUUCAGCACAUGAAGAAUGGAACUGUCCAGUGGAUGUUCAAUCAGGAGAAAAUUGGAGGCGGUAACACAAGCUAUGUGAUAAAAGAUCUUGAACCCAAUACAGCAUAUUUUCUACGCCUUUAUGCAAAAAACUCCAUUGGAACAAGUAAUUUUUACACUUAUCCAACACCAGUCAGUACAUUAGAAAAAGAUCCAGACUUUGUGCCUGAAGUAUCUGUUAAAGGUGUCACAAUAAAUUCAAUUACAAUUGGGUGGUCUUUACCUCCAGCUGAAUUAAAAGAUCACAUCCAUUACUAUCAUCUUGUUCUACAAAAUAAUGGAACAACAACCUACAGGCAAGAGUCAAUAAGCUCAGCUGACCAAAUGAAUGUUUAUCUGUUUGUAGAUCUUCUUUCAGAUACAACGUAUCACUUCAAGAUGUCCGCAUGUAGUGAAUAUACAAAGCAGUGUGGAAACUGGUCCAAUGAAGUCUAUGGACAGACACUGGAUGGAGUUUCUGGUCCACCAGCGAACGUGACAGUGACAUGUCAAAACAGUGGUAUACAGGGUGGAAGUGUUAUAUCAGUCAGCUGGGCUUCACCACAAAAUCCAAAUGGGAAAAUAAGCUACUAUAAUGUUUCCAUUGAAGGCACAGCAAUGUUUAAGAAUGAAAAUGGUGUUAUUGAAACACUUGAUUGGAAACGGCGUGUUCGUACUGUUGAUGGGAAAGUGUUUACUACUCGUUUUGAUAACAAUGUUCCCCCAAAUACAAACUUUACUGUGCGUGUAUCGGCUGUCACACGCAUUCGCACUGUGGGGGAAAUGGCUGUAGCUCAUUGCCAUACACCUCCUACAGUACCUGACCGAGAUAAAUUGGCACAUUUUGUUUGGGACAAAGUGCAAGAACAAGGUCGUUGGUUGUUCAAACUAUCAAUGUCCCGAAUAUCAGAAAGAAAUGGACCCAUAUGUUGCUAUAGGGUUUUUCUUGUUAAGUUGGAGCCACAGCAAAGCAUCAGCCAGCUGCCAUCUCCAGAUAAAUUUCCAAUAUCAACUUAUGAAGAAGUUCAUUUGAGCAAGAAAGGUGGUGCUUACAUUGCUGAAAUGUUUGAGAGUGACAUGCUCAGUGCAGAAGUUUUCUUGGGGGAUGGACACGCUCAGCAGACAAAUUACUCAGCGUGCCUUCAAUGUGUGGGUCUGCGUAUAACCCCUACAGCUUCAACCAUGCUACCCACAGUGUCUUCACCAGCAGGAGACAUACCCUCUACAGUGGAUACUGUACUUCGUGUGAAACGUUCACCAUCGGUUGUACCUGACUUGCCACAACCUCCACCUGUUUAUGAUGGUCAGCUUGAUGAAGGUAGCAACUACACAGGAUUCAUUGAAGUUGUAGUGUAUGGAGAAGGACGAUCAUUGUUGCCAGCAUACAGUUCGUACCUGACAACCUUGAGCCCAGGUCCUGGCCCGGCUGCCCUUCGGGCUGAGCCCUCUCAACAUGUCCUGUCACUGGUGCUGCAAUUACUUUGUGCUUUAACUGUGAUCAUGCUGGUGCUUCUAUUGUCACUCUGUUUGCUGCAACGAUAUACAAAGCAUGUUGCUGAGGCACAGGGUGUGGAAAUGACACUUGCAAAUUCAUUUAGACACCUUUGUCGCAGCCUUCGUGGUCGUCACAUUCUUGUUUCUGCCAGUCCACCGGACAUGGCACCCAUUGCUAAAUCUGAUCUCAUGCAGGCCUUCAUAGAUCGCCAUAAGGAUUCAGACUAUGGCUUCCAGCAUGAAUUUGAGCUUCUUCCAGAUAGAUUUGCUGACAGAACAACAAGAAAUUCAGAAGCUAGGGAGAACAUGUACAAGAAUCGGUAUCCAGAUAUAAAAGCUUAUGAUCAGACAAGAGUUCGCCUUUCUCAGAUUGAUAGUAUAGUAGGUUCAGAUUAUAUCAAUGCAAAUUUCGUUGUAGGCUACAAAGAAAGAAAGAAAUUCAUCUGUGCUCAGGGGCCAAUGGACAACACCGUAUGCGAUUUUUGGCGGAUGAUAUGGGAACAACAUUUAGAACUGAUUUUGAUGCUUACAAAUUUGGAAGAGUAUAGUAAAACAAAGUGUGCAAAAUAUUGGCCUGAUUCAAUGGAUGGAGAGAAGAUCUUUGGUGACAUCAGUGUAGCACAUGUUCAUGAGAAGAGAUACUCUGAUUACAUUAUUCGUGAGCUGAGAAUGUACCGAACAUGUAGUGGGAAGGACAGAGAAGAAAGAAGCAUAGUUCAAUACCAUUAUCUUGUAUGGAAGGAUUUCAUGGCACCAGAACAUCCAUCAGGAAUUCUGAAAUUUAUCAAGCGAUUAAAUGAAGCAUAUUCAUUGGAGAAGGGCCCUAUUUUAGUCCAUUGCAGUGCCGGUGUUGGUCGUACAGGUACUCUCGUAGCUCUAGAUUCCCUGUUGUUACAGUUGCAAGAGGAAGGACAAGUUGCAAUAUUUAAUACUGUUUGUGACUUGAGGCAUCAGCGUAAUUUCUUGGUGCAGUCACUGAAACAAUAUAUUUUCAUUUACCGGGCGCUGAUGGAAGUGGCACAGUUUGGUGAUACAGAGCUGGAAGUCUCUGAACUCAGAAGUGCAAUAGAAAAAUUACGCCAGAAAGAAAAUGGGAAAGAUAGGUGUAGAAUGGAAGAAGAUUUUGAAAAAAUAAACAGAGUUCUAGAGGACCGUAAAUCAUUUUCUGUUGGUGGUGGGAGUGAAAAUAGAGCAAAGAAUCGUAAUGAGAUGGUGAUUCCAUAUGACAGAAAUCGUGUGAUCCUGACACCUAUACCAGGUCGAGAACAUACUACCUACAUAAAUGCCUCUUUUAUUGAGGGCUACGACAACUCUGAGUGUUUCAUCAUAACACAAGAUCCAUUGGAAGUAACUAUACCUGAUUUCUGGCGAAUGAUCCUGGAACAGAACGUCAGUACACUGGUCAUGCUUUCUGAUCUUGGAGAUGGACCAAAGAAAUGCUUGAGAUACUGGCCAGAUGAUGAAGCUGUUUAUGAUCAUGUUCGUGUGAAAUAUUUAGAUAAUGAAAGCUGCCCAUAUUACACACGCCGGGAACUAAGUGUUAGCAACAUUAAGACUGAUGAAACGGUUGUAGUGACACAGUUCCAAUAUAAUGGGUGGCCGACAGUUGAGGGAGAAGUACCGGAAGUGACACGUGGUCUCAUAGAAUUGGUUGACCAAACUCAAAACCAUCAAGAAUCUCAAGGGGGCAGUGCUCCCAUAGUUGUGCAUUGUAGUUGUGGAUCUGAUAGAAGUUCUAUGUUUGUGGCACUGAGUAUAUUGGUACAGCAACUGAGGACUGAAAAGAGGGUGGAUAUCUUCACAACAACACGAAAGCUUAGAUCACAGCGACAUGGAAUGCUGCAGACAUUUGCUCAGUAUGAAUUUCUCCAUCGUGCCAUAGUAAACUAUGCUGACUUGCACAAUUUAGUGAGUGAUGAAACAUGAACUGGUCAACAGAGCAUGAUUUGCUCAUUGUACCUGCUGCAAAAAGUGUAGAAAAUCCAUUGCUGCCAUUUUAUACCAUUGCUUUUUUUUUUUAUUCCUCGGUGUAGAUUUAAAGAAAGCUGCUGGUGUGGAGGUAACACUUUUGUAAAAUAUCUAGCAUUUUACUGCUUGUGACUUUGAUAUGAAUUUAUGAAAUUUUAUAUAUAUAUAUAAAUAACAUAUUAUGUUGUUUCAAGGACUGUUCUUCAGUUAAAAAUAAUUUUAUUUGCAAAAAUAUUUAUUUUGUACUGUAACAAUGGUACUGUAACGGGAAGUAUCAGUAUUUUAUACUUCUAUAUAUGUACAAUACUUCGCCAAAUUUGUUUCAAUUAAUGAGGUUGAAAUACUGUGGCGGAUAUUGAACUGUCUUAGCAUACAAUGUAAUUUUUACUGUGUAGGUAUACAGUAGCAUUUGAUGGCAAUGUGACUCUCUCUCUCUCUCUCUCUCUCUCUCUCUCUCUCUGUGUGUGUGUGUGUGUGUGUGUGUGUGUGUGUGUGUGUGUUUUCAAAGAAAAAGGGAGAGAGUUAUAAACUUGUUUUAUGAGGAAAAGGGCCAUGCCAUUAUUUCAUUUCCCUUCCUCCCCCCCCCCCCCCCCCCCCCCUGCACAUACUGCACAUUUUGUGAGGAAACAUAUAUCAAGAACUACUUUUAAGCAAUGAAGUUGAACAGUCUGAAGAUUUUGUACAGAUAUUGGACAUUGGCUUCUUUAUGAAAAGUUAUAUGUACAAUGAAAAGCUUGUGAUGUCAAUGUCUGCAUCAUGUGAUAUAGUAGCAGUUUGGAUGCUUAUGAAAGAAGCAACAGAAAACACUGGAAUAGUGAGAUUGUGGCUACAGAACAUUUAUGAAAGGGGAAGGAAACAUACAAUGUGUUUCCCUCUUAGAAAUAUUAAAUUACAUUAUUAAAGAAGAGUAUCUGCCCUUUUUGUAAAUGAUCUGCAGUGUUAAUGUUACUUGCAAUAUAUCUACAAUAAUUAAUUGAUUGCUCUCUAUAUUGGCUUCUAAUAUUUCUAGACAUUAUGUGGUGUGUAAGAAUGAAUAUUCCUCUGAGAAACCUAAAAUUUAAAAAGCUGUACAAUUCUCAACAGUCUGAGCUCAUCUGCAUAUUCUGGUACUUUGCUUUCCUGUCGUAUUCAAUGCUUUGUAAUUCACUGUCAUUAUAUAAAAGGAAAGAAUGACACAUUAUACUUUUGUUAAGAUAUUUGCCAAAGAUCUAGAUAAAGUCAUAGGUUUAUAGAACUUUUUUAUUUGCAAAUAAGAGAGUGAGCCACAGUAUUUCUGUUGGUUGAGCAAUAAAGAUGGAAAACCAUCUUGAAAUUGUGAAAUGUGCACGCAGUACUGCUGUUGCUGUUUUUAUAUAUUUUGUUAAAUAAGACAAUCUGUGGUGCUCUGCAUUGUCUGUGACAUAAUGCACUACCAUAUCAUGAGUAGAUGCCACAUUUGCUUUCUUUUUGUAAAAUUGUGUAAAAAAAAAAGUCAAGAAAUGAAAGAAGUAUGAUGAUUGUGAAUGUAACUGACAUGCUUAACAUAAUUUUUGAAUCUAA